Messenger RNA from Desarmillaria tabescens, 974 nucleotides. RefSeq lists its product as uncharacterized. The transcript is spliced from 2 exons. The record is from RefSeq and is a predicted model, not a curated record. NCBI's taxonomy places the organism in Eukaryota, Fungi, Basidiomycota, Agaricomycetes, Agaricales, Physalacriaceae. The coding region runs from base 174 to 743 and encodes 189 amino acids.
CAUCCACUCCUCGCUCUUUCGUUCCGUCGCCCAUUUCCGGGAUUGGUUUCAACUCAAAGGCUCCGACUCUUUGGUCUGCCCUCUCUCCUUCCUACCAAAUGCCCGUGCCGUCCCUCAUCGAUGCUUGGUACACCUAGAAGAUAUUUCUCCCUCCUCACCGGAAUUCGCCUUUCAUGCCCCACGGCGUGCGCAACCUCCCAGGUCACUGGUUCACCUUUAUCCUCGCCACCUCCACCUUCUGCUUAACUUCCUUCUCCCGCACUCGUCGGACGUCGAGGGAAAGACCUGCUACCGCUCGACUUCCACGGAAGUCGAAGAACAGAUCCCCAGCAUUAUUGGCUCACAAUAUCAGCGAUGUUGCCUGCCCUCAAGACACCCUCAUCAUCGGCUACGGAGGGGACAGAUACUGUCCUUCCGAUUCUUUCUCCCCUCACUCGUUACGGGGAGAAUGUUGCUAUCCCUUCCCUAGUCUCACUAGCUUUUCGCCGCCAUCGUCGCCAGCGCCUAUUGUCCCAUCACUUUCUGUUUUUUUUUCUGUCAUCCAGGUUUGCUUUUACGAGGCACGCGUCUCCUCCGCACUGGUUGAUGUGCCCAUUUCUCGUUCGCCUUUUGUUGGUCUUUGCCCCCCGCAAACUCAUACAUCAUACCGGUCGUGCGAUCCCAGCAUCGCCCCUUCGCCUGCCCAAUCAAGUGUUACUCUACCGUCGUCUGUCCUCGGCGUCUGUAUCGCCUCUUCCCUGUAAUCUUCUCAUGGCACUGCAACUACGUUCCUCAGGCUGAUCCCUACCCUAUUCGCCACACUCAUCUAUACCCCGCUAAGACGCGGGUGCAGGGCACGGCGUUCAUCAUUCUGCAUACCAGCCAGGUUUUCUUAACCUUGACGUUCACUUAUGUACGGGGAUUGUCGAUGGCUAUCCAUCCUCAAUCUCGAUGUCAUUCUUAUUUCAUAAGUUUACCUUCGCCGACGCUACCUC